Lepisosteus oculatus (spotted gar) is the source of this 2338-nucleotide messenger RNA. NCBI's taxonomy places the organism in Eukaryota, Metazoa, Chordata, Actinopteri, Semionotiformes, Lepisosteidae. The record is from RefSeq and is a predicted model, not a curated record.
AAUAAGCUUGAGUAUCUAAAAGGACAGUUCAGAGAUAAAGAUUUCGUUAAGCACUACGAAUCAGCGAGGACUUGUAGCGGGAUAAAGUUGGUAGCAGCUUCGGUCGUUUUCCGAGUUGGGACGCCGGUAAUUAAGAAGACGGUUAAUGAGCGUACCCGGCCAACCGGAAUCGACCGAGAGAGGUUCUUGCCACUGCUAUCCGGGAAAGAUACGGUUACGGUUCAUGUGGAGAUCUCUUGCCACACUACUGAAAAGGGGGCGAUCUUUAACAAAUGGGCUUUCAAUAAGAUUCAUUCCUUCCCCCCUAAUGCUUAAGGAUUGUUUUUGGUACCUCCAGUAUAUUUCUUUUACAGCAGGGAUUUCUUACACAGUUUUGCUGUCUGUUCUGGGCAAUGGGCUGGUUUUGUGGAUUUCCUACAGAAGGAGGAAGAAGAUCACCAGUUCAGAGCUGCUUUGUGUCAAUCUGGCUUUGGUGGAUUUCCUCUGCUGUAUAUGCCUCUACCCUCUUUCCAUCGUCUCCUCAUUCAGCCACGCUUGGUUGGGAGACAAGGCUACAUGCACAUACUAUGGACUUGGAGGAUUUCUGUUUGGAUUGUGUGGGAUGUUUACUAUAGCAGCUAUCAGCGUGAUAAGAUACCUCAAAACCUGCCACAAUAUAUCUUAUGUAGUAUGGUGUGAGGGAGCCAUUACUCGAGCCCUGUGCAUUGCUACCUGGCUCAUUGCAGCCGCCUGGUCAUGUUUCCCUUUGUUCGGAUGGGGAGAAUAUGCUCCAGAGCCCUACGGUGUGUCCUGUACUGUGGCCUGGAAGAGUUACCACACUUCAGUUGAGGAUGCACUCUUUGUGGUCUGCUCCUUUGCCUGCUUUACUCUCAUUCCCAUCCUCCUGAUCAUGACAUCUCAGUGCCAGAUCCUGUACAAGGUCUACAGGUUCAACUUUUCUCUGGCCGCCAGGGGAAUCCGCUCCAGUCUUCACAAUGCUGAAAAACGCAUUUCUGUAAUGUUUUUCUGCAUCAGCCUUGGUUUUGUCACCGCAUGGGCACCAUACGCAGUGGUUUCCUUCUUAUUCAUUUUUCACAAGGACACUUGGCAUCUGGCUCCAGAAGGUUUCAUAUUCCCGGCAUUAUUUGCCAAGAGUUCGCAUGUCUAUAACCCCUUCAUUUACUUCUACUUCAACAAGACCUUUCGUCAGGAGCUACAGUGCCUCGUUAGGUCCUACUUCACAGGAUCAGCUCGGAACAGAGUCUCAGUCUCUGUGAAUCAGCCGCAGGCUCCUGCAGUCAUUGAGGUGCAGCCUAGGGGUCAGAGUAACCUGGAUAGGAGCACUUCUCAUUCACAAUCAAACACUAACCGAGUAAAUGCUAAAGCCAUUUACCCUUGCUGGGUUUCCAAAAUGAUAGUGGCCCCUGCUAGCUUGGAGCCCAGGCCUAACAAAGAGUUUGUGCUCAUAUCUAGCUGACCUGUGCUCUUGACAGGAAAGAAAUAGAAGAGAAGAAUAAUUGAAAUUAUAGAGACCCGGGACAAAAACAUACAAAUUGCUGCACUAGUUUAUGAAUGAAAUAACUGUUUUGUCUUGUUUUUUCAUCAGUUGGCAAUCCAACUAAUCUUUGUCUUUAGUGAAAGUGCAGUGUUACAAGUGCAGCGUGUAAGUGAGAAAUCCAUGGUCUUUCUAAAUGUCUACACUGGGUUUCUCUUAUUGUUGUAGCACAUGCAGUGGUCAGGUUCUUUAUUGUUAGAGAACUAGAAAUUGUUUUGUGUACAUGUACAGUAUGGGUGAUCGGUUCUAACUGUGAAAGCUGUGUUCCUCAAUUCCUCCUGGGCCUCUUGAUAAGUCAGAUAUAAUGUAUAGUAUAAAGCUGAUAUAAACCUUGCACUUUUGGACAUUUAUGAAGAUUUUAUGUCUGAGAGCAAAAGAUCUUUUGUUCACAUGAAAUUAGCCUUUUGUGGUCAGUUACUACCACAUUAAUUCUAUAUCUAUAUUUAUAUUUUGGAAUUUUGAAGGUUAUAAAUACUAACAAAUUAUGAUUUCCAAACUAUGAAACUAAAAUUUAAAGAGAUCUAAAAAUUGCAUUUUCCUUAGCCACUGGUACCACCUGUGCAAUGGUUUUGUCAUGCUUGUAAAUACUCUAGUAUUGGAGAUGUUUCAUAUACUGACAUGCUUGUCGGGAAUACCAGGGGUUUGUCCUUUAUCUUUUUUCUCUGAAUUCAACACAAUUUUCAAUUACAGUCUAUAUACUGAAAGUCAAUUGUAGUAAGACCCUGAAGGCAGGAACAUAAACUUGAGCCAUACAAUGUUUGCUUCAACAGACCAAAGUUCAUUUUUAGAAAUAGUCAAUGUUUA